AUGACAAUAGGAGUGGAUUUGGCUGCGGUGGUGGGCGUUUUGACAAUCGCCUACAUUCUCUAUAACCGCUUCGUCCAUCCACUCCGUCGUAUCCCAGGUCCAUUCCUCGCAUCACUGACACCCUGGGUACAGUUGUACCACGGUCUAAAAGGAGACCGACAUCUCUGGCUACACGAGCUACACAAAGAAUACGGAACCCAUGUACGGGUUGCACCGAAUUUCAUCUCAGUGAAUAGCGACCGUGGUCUCCAUGAUAUUUACGGCCAUGGUAAGCGGCUCCAGAAAGCGGAUUUCUAUAAUGCGUUCCCGGCUAUCAAGGGCGUCUACAAUACACACAAUGCUAUUGAUAAGACAACGCAUGGGCGCAAGCGACGUGUGCUCAGUCAGGCGUUCUCAGAGGCUGCGCUGAAGGGUAUGGAAGAUGUGAUGCUUCUUCAUGUGCGGCAGCUUUGUGCUUCUCUUGCUGGGUACAGUGUUAGUGAGAAAGAAACAUCCGAGUCUAAGGGUGUGGUGCGGAACAUGGGAAAUUGGUUCAGUUAUCUUUCGUAUGACGUGAUGGGGGAGUUAUGUUUUGGGAAGAGCUUCGAUAUGCUUGUUGCAGAUGGACGAAGACAUAUGGUCAAAUUGGUGGAUCGUGCUGCGAAUCGGCACUAUGUGUGCGGUCUCUGGAUGCCUUUAGACCGAUGGCAUCUCGAUCAAAUCUUCAUCCGACAACUGACCCAAGACCGCUGGAAUUUCAUUAUGAAUUCCCGAGUCGAAGCGAACAAGCGCGCACAAGAACGAGCCCAAGCUGGUCGUGAAGCGAAGAAAGACUUCUUCUACUACCUUCUCAACGCCAAAGAUCCCGAAACAGGCAAGGGACUCAGUACUCCCGAACUCUGGGGCGAAGCGAACGUACUCAUGAUCGCUGGAAGCGACACGACCUCGACGACGCUCGCUGCCACAUUAUUCUACCUCGUUCGAUCGCCAUCAGCGCUAGCUAAACUAGUCGCCGAAGUGCGUGAUGCAUUUAACCAAGUGGAAGAGAUCAUCAGCGGCACGCAAUUGAACGAGCUAGUCUACUUGAAAGCAUGUAUUGAUGAAGCACUCCGUCUGGCACCCGCCGUCCCAGGCGCAAUUCCACGCGAGGUCAUGGAGGGUGGUGCGAUGGUUGAUGGUGUAUUUCUUCCAGCUGGAACAAACUGCGGAACACCCGUGUACUCGAUUCAUCGUCAAGAACAGUAUUAUCGGAGUGCCGACAAGUUCAUACCUGAACGCUGGAUCGAAGGUGCUACAUACUCGACAUCAGAGGCCAAGUGGAAGACGACCAAGGAAGAGAUGGAAACAGCGCGUCAUGCAUUCUGCCCGUUUAGUAUUGGGCCUCGGGGAUGUAUUGGGAAGAGUAUGGCAUUUAUGGAGAUGCGGCUCACAUUAGCGCGAUUGGUGUUUCUAUUCGAUAUGACGUUGGCAGAUCGUGAGGGUGAAGAUGCCGGGGGACAUUUGGCACUGGUGGACCAUUUCACCAGUGCGAAGAAUGGGCCCAACGUGGAAUUUCAAAAAAGAUCUACUAGUCCAGUGAUUUAG
Molecule: messenger RNA, 1563 nt
Organism: Penicillium malachiteum
Lineage: Eukaryota; Fungi; Ascomycota; Eurotiomycetes; Eurotiales; Aspergillaceae
Product: cytochrome P450
Exons: 4
Coding region: 1-1563 (520 amino acids)
Molecular function (GO): iron ion binding; oxidoreductase activity, acting on paired donors, with incorporation or reduction of molecular oxygen; monooxygenase activity
Source: RefSeq, a predicted model, not a curated record